UUUUGUUAUCAUAAAUAUUAUAAAUAUUCAAAUUAAUAAGAGAAAAAUAAUAUUUGGAAAUGAGAGGUUAGUUCUGACGUUGAAAAUUGUAACAAGGACGAUGACAAGUGGUAAAGGGAGGAGGAUUCGGUGGGGGUAGGGGGAACUGCAGGAGGGUAUAGAAAAGGACCGACAGAUUUCUCGCAGUACAAGUAUCUUCGCGUAACCGUCUACACGCAUAAAUUUAUUACAGUGUUCAACAUUUUCUAUUAUUCAUUUUAUAAUUGAUUUACUUGUGAAUCGAUAAUUCUACAACGACGAUAACAACUAAUUAAGCGAAGUUUACGCGUGCGCUAUUUAACAAUAGUGUAUAACACGCAUACUACCGGGAUUUAUAUAUUUAUUUCUGUUCGUUAUUUUCUUUUGUUUUGUUUUUUUCUUUUAUUUUCUUUUCGAUAAGGAACAACGAAAGAAUUCGAAGAUCAAAGUUUUUUCGGUUUUGCACUCUCACUCUCAACUUCUCUCUCUCUCUAUCUCUUUUUUGUGCUUCAUUUUAAACUUUUUUAUUUUAUUUUUAUACAUUUAUUUUCGGGGUUGAGGGUUUUUCUUUUACUUAAUUACAAAUCUUCGAAUAAAUACGUUUACCAUCAUGCCAAAAACAACGAUGGAUCUGAGUACCGCGAGCAAGGACGAACUUGUGACAUUUCUCGAUUCAUUCGAUGUCAUCUUUUCGGAUUGCGAUGGUGUUUUAUGGCACGUCGAUGCGCCCAUGGAUAAUACCAUCGAAACUUUGAACAAAUUACAAAGUUUAAAGAAAAAGGUUUUCUUCGUAACUAAUAAUACUGCGUCCGGUACUAAAAAUAUUUGCGAUAAACUUCGUCGAAAUGGUUUCGAAGCUACCGAGGACCAAGUGAUCACGUUAUCAAAAGUUAUUAUCUGGUAUCUGAAGAAAAUCAAUUUUCAAGGCCAAGCUUAUACGAUCGGUUCUAAUACAUUUCGAAAUGAUCUUUUGGAUGCCGGUAUAGAAUUGUUGGAUGAAAAUAUACCGAAAGUUUAUCCUAACGAUGUAUUGGCAACCGUAAAUGAACUCUCGGAUAGAAAAUCUGUGAAAGCAGUGAUCGCUGAUUUCAAUGCUAAUUGCAACUGGGCUCAUUUGAAUUUGGCUAUAGCGUGUUUGAGACGUGCCGAUGUACUUUACAUCACCGGUGCUAUUGACAAAUGGGUCUUUCUCAAAAAUGGUACCACGAUAUUAGGACCAGGUCCACUGAUCGACAUCAUAACCGAGAAUAGCGGCAGAAAACCAAUCACUGUUGGAAAACCAAGUGAAAUCUUGCGAAAUUAUAUUUUUGAAUUUUGCGACAUUACCAAACCGCAAAGGUGUUUGUUCAUUGGCGAUUCGAUAAAUCAGGACAUGAAAUUUGCUACCAUGUGCGAUUUUCAAAAGUUAUUCGUCAGUAGUGGUGUUGAUAGUUUUGCCGAUUCGCAAAAUCUUAUACAAGAACUUCCCGAAUAUUAUAUACCUAAUCUUGCCAACCUGCUUAGCAUCCUGAACAAUUUGAAUUAAGAUAUUAGAAGAAUGAUUAAUAUAUGAAAAAUAAUAAUUAUAUUGAAAUAGAGAAGAUUUUAUCUUUUUAAAUUAUACAUGAUUAGUAAUAUUGAAAUCAUUAUAAAGCAAUGUAAUUAAUAUUGAUUAUGCGAAGCCUGCUAUACCAAAACUUUACUAUAAUUUACGAAUAGCUAUGACGAAUCAUUUCAUUUGUCAGAAAUAAUUGAUUAGUUCGAAAGUAUACAUAGUUUUUUUUUUUCUUUUUGGACAGAAAAAUCUAGGAACCUUUUCAGGAUCCCAAGAAUUCUGUUAAUCUUAAUCGAAUCGUCUAUUUAAAAAUAUCGAUUUGAAAGAUACACCCCGGUCAUUUAAAAUAAUUUUAUUAGAAACAAAAUUUUAUUUUACUUUUGCGUUAAAAUACGAAACAAAUUUCGACUCGAGUCAUUAUUACUGAAAACACGUGCAUCAUAAUAAAUUGUGUCUUCGCUAAUCAGUUAUUCGUUUAUAUUUUGUUGUUAUCAAGUUUGUUGUUGAUAAGUGCAAAUCGGAUAAUUAGAAAUCGGAUACUUCGAUGAAAGUAGCGUUGGAGCUUUUGCACGAACAACUUAUAUAUGAAUUGUUAGUAAUGAAACUAUAUAUAGUUAUAUAUAAAUAUUCGUCUUCCAAAUAUUGUAGGCAAAUAAGUAAGAAGAAGCUUUAUAUCAUAGAACAAUGAUUUCAUAAAUAAUUUGUCACAAACUAUUUAAAUGACAAUAUAUGAUAAUACACAGACACACAUAUCGUGUAAUACCGUGAAAACGGAUUUAUAAUAAUAUUAGAUAUUUUGAAAGAUCUGUUUUUGGACGGAUGUAUGUUUCGAGUUUAUAUUUACGAGUUAACAUGUUGUUAUAUAUGAAAUGAUGUCAUGCAAUAUACCCAUACAUCCAUUUUAUCAAAGAUACCAUUAUAACAAUCGAGAUACAGAUAUUGUUAUAUCGUUUAUCAAAUUUAUAUUCUGGUAUUAAUCUCAAAUAGAAUAAAUAUUAAAGUUAUUAUUAAAAA
This is a messenger RNA of Polistes canadensis, 2566 nucleotides long. Its product is annotated as 4-nitrophenylphosphatase-like. Gene Ontology annotation, molecular function: phosphatase activity. The record is from RefSeq and is a predicted model, not a curated record. Lineage: Eukaryota; Metazoa; Arthropoda; Insecta; Hymenoptera; Vespidae. Bases 629 to 1543 code for a protein of 304 amino acids. The transcript has 6 exons. Gene Ontology annotation, cellular component: cytoplasm.